UUUUACUCAGUUUGUAGUAACUCCCGGUAACUAUAUCUGCAAAGUCCAGAUUUAACAAAGGAGGUUGAUGGCAUGUGAAAAUCCCAAGAGUCUUCACUCCCUCUUCUUCCUAUCUGUAAUUCACCGAGGCCCUCCCUUGUCUUUCAUCACAAUCCAGGUGGUCUCCGACCCUGGCUCAGUACUUCCUAAUUCUUCUUAUAUCUAUCCAUCCAUCGCUUCUUCCCUCUUCCUCGCUUUUCUUCCUACCCCAGAUUGUUCUUCCCCCAUAUUCUGGAUUCCUUCUGGGUGGCGUAGUACCCGAACUUACUUAGAUUGGCUUUGCCUGUUUGUACACCAUGUCCGAGACCUUCUCCAAAGACGACGUCGCGUCGCAUAACAAGUCCGACAACCUCUGGAUUAUCAUCGACGACGAUGUAUACGACUUGACCAAAUUCCAGGAUGAACAUCCCGGUGGAAAGAAGAUUCUCACACGAGUUGCCGGAAAAGAUGCGUCGAAGCAGUUUUGGAAAUAUCACAACGAGGGUAUCCUGAAAAAGUACCAGGGCCAACUACAAGUUGGAUCCCUGGACUCUAAAAAGGCGGCGGCUCCCCCCGCUCCCGCCCCAGCCCCAGCCAAGGACGAGGCCCCCAAGCCCCAACACGCCGCUCCAGUCGAUGUUGUCUCUGCAAAGUCUGAAGAACCCCAGGAGCCUUUCGGUGAUUUGAUUCCGUUCGCGGAUCCCUCCUGGUACCAAGGUCACCACUCACCCUACUACAACCAGACCCAUGCAGCCCUUCGCGCAGAGGCCCGGAAAUGGGUUGAGACCGAGAUUGAGCCUUAUGUGACCGAGUGGGAUGAGGCCAAGGAGGUCCCUGCCAAGAUCUACAAGCAGAUGGGUGAACGGGGAUACCUUGCGGGUUUGCUCGGCGUGACAUACCCAGUUAACCACACCCCCUACCGUGUUCAGUCUGUGGCCUCCGAGAAUUGGGAUCUCUUCCAUGAAAUGCUCCUCACCGAUGAACUGUCCCGCGCUGGUAGUGGUGGCCUGGUCUGGAACUUGAUCGGUGGCUUCGGUAUUGGUUGUCCUCCGCUCGUAAAGUAUGGUAAGAAGGAGCUUGUUGACCGUAUCCUGCCUGGUAUUCUGGCAGGGGACAAGCGCAUUUGUCUUGCGAUUACGGAGCCCGAUGCGGGUAGUGAUGUGGCCAACCUCACAUGUGAGGCGAAGCUGUCCGACGACGGCAAGCAUUACAUCGUCAACGGAGAGAAGAAGUGGAUCACCAACGGGAUCUGGUCCGACUACUUCACCACGGCCGUUCGUACCGGCGGGCCCGGCAUGAAUGGUAUCAGUGUUCUGCUCAUCGAGAGAGCCGCUGGAGGGGUCAAGACCCGUCGCAUGGAUUGCCAGGGUGUCUGGAGCAGUGGUACCACAUAUAUUACUUUUGAAGAUGUCAAGGUUCCUGUCGAGAACCUUAUUGGAAAGGAAAACCAGGGCUUCAAGGUGAUCAUGACCAACUUUAACCACGAGCGAAUUGGUAUCAUUAUCCAGUGCGUGCGCUUCGCUCGUGUCUGCUACGAGGAAUCGGUGAAAUAUGCACAUAAGCGCAAGACCUUCGGCCAGAAGCUCAUCAACCACCCCGUUAUCCGCAUGAAGCUAGCGAAUAUGGCCCGCCAGAUCGAAGCCAGUUACAACUGGCUCGAAAACAUCAUUUACCAGUGCCAGUCGAUGGAGGAGACCGAAGCCAUGCUCAAGCUUGGCGGUGCUAUUGCCAGUCUCAAGGCCCAGUCGACAACAACCUUUGAAUUUUGUGCCCGUGAGGCCAGUCAGAUCUUUGGUGGUCUCAGUUACAGUCGUGGCGGCCAGGGCGGCAAGGUCGAGCGACUUUAUCGUGACGUUCGUGCCUACGCUAUCCCCGGUGGAAGUGAGGAGAUCAUGCUGGAUUUAAGCAUGCGUCAGUCUCUCCGGGUGCACCAAAUGUUUGGCAUGAAACUAUAAGCUUUCGAUCUUUUUUUUUUUCAAAAAAAAAGAGAAAAAAAAAACCCCGAUUUCCCUUGUUUCUUGGAUAUUAUCCCCCUUUAGGUUGGAGUACAUAGAGCACUUGCUACGUUCUUGAACAAAUGUACCAUAUUUGGAAUAAAUUGUCUACUUGAUUUG
Messenger RNA from Aspergillus ochraceoroseus IBT 24754, 2132 nucleotides. Its product is annotated as putative acyl-CoA dehydrogenase. Gene Ontology annotation, molecular function: flavin adenine dinucleotide binding; oxidoreductase activity, acting on the CH-CH group of donors. NCBI's taxonomy places the organism in Eukaryota, Fungi, Ascomycota, Eurotiomycetes, Eurotiales, Aspergillaceae. The transcript is spliced from 5 exons. Bases 336 to 1973 code for a protein of 545 amino acids. The record is from RefSeq and is a predicted model, not a curated record.